AUGACAAUUCCACAGACCAAUGGCACAGAGGAGGACGCGUCCAGUCCAUUCGUGGUCACCCACCACGACCGAGUCGCGUUGGUUGAGUUCUCCAAGGGACACCGACAGAAUCCCUUCAGCCAGCCAAAGAUGCGAGCGCUAGAAUCAGUCAUUACACACCUCGAAGCAGACAGGAGUGUUGGAUGCAUUGUCCUCACCGGGGGGCAAGGUCGGUCCUUCAGCGCCGGCGGAGAUUUCAAUGAAACCACAACCUUCAACGGUGGUGACGAGGUCGAUCACUGGCUUGACGAUGUUACCAAUCUGUACACGACCAUCGCCGGUAUCUCCAAGCCUGUGAUCGCCGCUAUUGAUGGCUAUGCCGUCGGUCUAGGUCUACAGGUCGCGCUCUGUUGUGAUUAUCGGAUUGGCUCUGACUCGUGCCAACUGAUGAUGCCUGAGUUCCGCAUGGGCAUUGCUUGCAACUUUGGCGGCUUCAUGCUCGAGGCGGUCGUUGGCCGGAUUGUGAUGCAAAAGAUGAUUUUCACGGCUGAUAAAUGGAACGCAAAGUCCGCACUCGCCGACGGCCUGUUGCACGAAGUUGUACAUUCUAAGAUGCUGGUUAUCCGUGCCUUGGAGAGAGCCCAAACCAUUGGCGCCUGGACGCCUGAGGCCGUUCAGCAAACUCGACCACAUAUCAACGCCAGUUUUGUCAAUGGCCUGCACAAACUAGCCGAACAGGCCAAACGCUCCCAUCGCUCAACUUUCGCCACCGGUGAAUGCCAGGAAAACAUGAAAAACAUUCUCACCAAGAAUCACCAGCAACAACCAGCCACGGGAGCUCCAUCAUGGAUUCUUAUAGCCAGUGAGCCGAUUCCAUCCCUCUCAAAGACCCUGAAGAUCACCAAGCCCUCAGGCAUUCAUGUGUAUGGCGAGGGUGCCGCUCUCAAUUCCAAAACGUACUACUGGCAAGACGAGAGCUCCAGUUCUCGGGAGUUCUCCGAAUGGGCAACCUCUUUCCAGAUCCAAGGGGACACAUUCCGCAUGCGCACGGGUGCUAUGAAUGACCCUCCUUUGUAUAUUGUGCGUAACACAACCAAACGUGCAUGGGCUGUGAGUACAGACGUUUUUGCUCUGCAAAUGGCUCGUUCGACAUGGGGAAUGCCAGUUGGUUUUGCCGAUCCCACCAUCAUCAACCGCGACGAGACGACUAGUUUCCUGGGCGUGUCACAGCUGCCUGCCCAUGCUUCCUUCACGCUGCAAAAGGCAGGUAGAAGCGGCUGGAUCUUCAAUACCCAGGUCGACGCUGACCCGGUCGUGCUGGCUGCUCUCAACCCGACAAUCCACGAUUUUUCUCAGGCUGGCUCUGCCUUUAUCACAUCUUUGCAGACUGCCGUUAUGGAAUUUACUCAAGGCGAGACGGAGGUAGCAACCCUUUUGUCCGGCGGUAUCGAUUCCGGUGCUGUCACCACAUUCGCCGUACUUUCGGGUCUGAAGGUCACUGCUUAUAGCGCAGGCUCUCCCUGGGGCAACGAGCACGUCGAGGCAGCCGAACUAGCCAAUGCUCUGGGGAUCCCACACAUUAAAAUUGACCUCACCACGGAUGAGUUGUUGGCUGCCGCCCCGGAGAGUAUGAGAGCUCUCGGUACCGCCGAGCAGGAGCGCGUGGAUAUCGCUCUUACCAUCACAGCGCUGAUCCGCGGCGGAUAUAUCAAGGAACGCCAUGUGCUGACCGGUUACGGGAACGAUCUGUUGAACCUGGGCCUGCCGCCUGACUCGGUUGAGAAAGACGCGCUAAUCCAGGAAGUCAUCGAUGGCGUUGACAUUACCCGGCACAGCGGCGAGUUCACUGACUUUGUCGCCCGACUGUAUGGCAAAAGACUAAGCCAUCCAUACUGGCAUCCUGAUGUUGUGCGCACUGCCCUAGACAUUGAGCCUUCACUCAAGGUGCGCGACGGCCGAGAAAAGGCUUACUUCCGCGCCGCCAUGGAGCCUUAUGUCCCUCGGACGACGGCGUGGCGCCAGAAGAUUGGUAUUCAUCUCGGCGGUGGGCUGCAGGGGGGCUUGGACUCCACAUUCGGUGGUCGAGACCGCAAGGUGGCCGCCUAUAGCGAUGCGUUCAAGGAGAUCACUGCUCGUCUGCUGCAAGACCCAUUCGCCGGCAUCAACGACCUGAUCCCUAAGUACCCUGGUGGUCCCCAGCCAACGAAUAAACUCGCAGCGCCAAUUCGUACCCUUACCUCAUCCGGAGCGGGUCUGGUCCUGGAUGGAACUGGGGCAACAGACGACGCUUCGCGCGCAGUGCUCGUCAAGACAAUUUUGGAAAACUCCGCCUCGUCUCGUUUCGUGCUGGUCCGUAACUUGGACCUAUCAGAAGAUGGGUUCCGAUCGGUUGUGCGUGCGCUCGGUGAGCCGGUGCAGCACAAGUUCCAGACCGGCGGGUCGGAUCUAAUGAAGCUGCCUGCAACACGGGAGAAGGGCAAUGUUGUGCUAGGCCGCGGUAUGCUGCCGGCACACACGGACGGACUAUUCGUUGGCCAUCGUCCCGAUCUGUUGAUGUUGUAUGCGAGCGAGUUCAACGACCUGCCUGGCAGUGGCGAGACGACUGUCGUGGACCAGGUCGCGGCCAUGUUGGAGAUGCCUGAGCGGCUGCGCUUGGCGGUGGAGAAUGCCAUGUUUGAGUAUCAGAUUGUCGAGACGGGCCAUCACAUGAAGAGUCUGGAGGAUAAGUGGUUUGAGAAACAGCCUGUCACAAUGGAGCGUGGUCGGAAAUGUCUCGCUGUGUCUUUGCCAUUCCCCGAGGACACGGAGCGCAGCUGGAACAUCCGAGUUAAGGGUGCGACUGACGAAGAGUCGGUGGCGCUGUUGGAUGAAUUGUAUGCCUUCCUGUAUCAGAAGCGCUACUUGUACCAGCACCCGUGGCAGGUGGGUGAUCUGCUCAUCAUUGAUAACUAUGGCACUUUGCACGGCCGCACUGCAAUCAGCGAAGAUGGUAAACGCUGUUUGUUCCGUGGCCAGGUGAAUUAUCGGUGA
Molecule: messenger RNA, 3009 nt
Organism: Penicillium antarcticum
Lineage: Eukaryota; Fungi; Ascomycota; Eurotiomycetes; Eurotiales; Aspergillaceae
Product: Carboxymethylproline synthase
Exons: 1
Coding region: 1-3009 (1002 amino acids)
Molecular function (GO): oxidoreductase activity; asparagine synthase (glutamine-hydrolyzing) activity
Source: RefSeq, a predicted model, not a curated record